GGUCGAAUCGGCCGCCGCCGGCUUUGUACGUCACAGCCCGGUGUGGUGGCCGCCGCGGCCUGGGCCGAGCUCCAGGACGAAGCGCGCGCGGCGCUGUCGACGCCCGCGUACGCUCGCUUCGGCAUGGAUCGCUUCCUCUUCGGCGAGGUACUCACGCACGGGUCGCUCGCCGAGGCGCUCGCGCACGAGCUCGGCUCGAAGUUCACGGCGAACGACACGGACAAGCAGGUCCGCUUCGAGGAGCUGCUCCUCCACGCGUUUACCGAGGACCCGACGCUCGCGGACGCGGCGGCGGCAGAUAUGAGGCGCUUCGUCGAGGUCGACCCGGCGUCCGACGGCAUCCUCGACGUCCUGCUCUUCUUCAAGGGCUUCCAGGCGGUGCAGUGCGCGCGCGCCGCGAACUAUUACUGGCGCGAGGCGAACGGCGAGGGCCGGGCGAUCGCGAAGCUCCUGCAGAGCGAGAUGGCGGACGUCUUCGGCGUCGACAUCCACCCGGGCGCCGUGUUCGGCCGCGGCGUCACCAUCGACCACGCGACGGGCGUGGUCAUCGGUGUGGAAAUCAAAAGUUUUACGGCGCGUUCGUCGACCUCCACACCAUCGACGCGACGCCUGCUCGAUGGCACACAGGUCGUCAUCGGCGAGACGGCGGUGAUCGGCGACAACGUCUCGAUCAUGCACGACGUCACGCUGGGCGCGACCGGCACAUCGCCGGACCACGACCGGCACCCGAAGGUCGGGAACGACGUGCUCAUCUGCGCGGGCUCCAAGGUGCUCGGGAACAUCGAGAUCAGCGACGGCGCCGUCGUGGCCGCGUCCGCGGUCGUCAACAAGCCGGUCGCCGCGGGGCACACGGCCGUCGGCAUCCCGGCGAGGCACCUCCCGCCGCGGGCCAAGAAGGUCCGAAAGCAGGAGCUCUAG
This is a messenger RNA of Pelagomonas calceolata, 918 nucleotides long. Lineage: Eukaryota; Pelagophyceae; Pelagomonadales; Pelagomonadaceae. The record is from the annotation of a GenBank genome assembly.